Molecule: messenger RNA, 1515 nt
Organism: Alternaria viburni
Lineage: Eukaryota; Fungi; Ascomycota; Dothideomycetes; Pleosporales; Pleosporaceae
Exons: 4
Coding region: 1-1515 (504 amino acids)
Biological process (GO): translation
Cellular component (GO): ribosome
Molecular function (GO): structural constituent of ribosome
Source: RefSeq, a predicted model, not a curated record
AUGGACGCUCUCCUCGGCAGCAUGCCUCGGAAUGCAGGGUCCAACCCACCAACCAGCCGCGUCUUCGGCGAGGAGUUCGCGGGCUCCGGCAGCAGACGACCUGGUAGGAGGCCAGGCCUGGAUUUCAGCCAAAUGGCGACGACCGAUGGAAUGCUAAAUCCCACCCUCGCCAACAAACCCUCCGAGGCGUCACCUCUCGCUGUACAACAAGAGGAGACAUUUGCCCAGUACCCGCGCUUGAACCCCGCAUAUGGACGCACUGUAGAGUUGGAUGUCAACCGCGGACGCGACAUUGUGAGGGGCAUCGGCAUGUUGGGAAGUUUAAUGGCAAGGAACAAGGUUAAGAGCGACUUCAACAAGCAAAAGUUCCACGAAAGAGGCGGACUGAAGCGGAAGCGGUUGGCAUCUGAGCGGUGGAGGGCGAGGUUCCGAAAGGUUGACACAUGCACCUCGACCGUCGCAGCUGCCUUACGCGCAGCACCAACUACACAUGCGCUUAGUGAUUCCUCGAGCCUCCUAAAUAUCAUAAUCGCCAUGAUAUCGCAACGAAAGUCACCAUCAUGGCUCUCUGUCGUCGCGUUGUUCUCGUCUUUCGCAACCGCAUUGAGCGGCCAGGAGCCCAUGAAGAGCGCAGAAGAGGCACGAGGAUAUAACCCGGGGGAAAUGAUACCAGUCAGUUGUUUGAACAGGACCAUAGAAACCGGUGAACACAUCACCGACGCCGCCGGCCACCUGCAAUACAUACCCUUCCCCACCUGCAACGAAACCGGCCAACCCCUCCACCUAAACUUCGGUGUAGAGAAAGACGUAAACUGCACCAUAGACUUUGUCACGGACGAAUUCUUCCACCUGCUCGAAUUCUACAUCCACAACGACGCGCCCCUUUCCUGCCGUAUCCCGUCCAAACCGCUCCCACCCAGCGUCCUAGAAACCGAAUACCGGGUCAGCGAUGAAAGCACACAGGAGGGCGCACUGGGGACGCAGAGUACAAUGUACACGCCCCUUAUCAUUGCGCUGGCGGGGACACUGCAGUUGAGCCAUUUGCAUGUGGGGAAUUACUUGAAUCUGCUCGUUCAUGCUAGUCCUAAGAGUGUGGCACCCGGGACGGUGGAUGCGGCGACUGCGUAUUCCGUGUCGAGUCAUACGCGCAAUACCAAGAUCACGAUUGGGGAUCCGUUGAGUCUGGCGUUCAGUGUGCGGUGGUAUCCCAGUACGACGCUGCCUCCGGGUUGGAGUGGAUAUGGAGGACAUAUUUAUACUAGUACGUUGGUGUACUGUUUCUUGAGUGCCGUGGCGAGUGCGGCUGUCUGCGUUGUUUACUUCCGUGGUGUGGAAUUACCGAGACGACUGAAGAGGUAUGCUACGGAUCGGAUGAAUGGUGGAGGUGGAAGAGGAUUUGGAAACGGAGGUAGUGGAUACGGGCUUCCUGUCGCUAACGGACGAGGAGGCGGCAUGGGCAGUGGCUAUGGGUUGGGAGGAUAUGGCUACGGAGGCGGAGGCAAGCGAGUCGACUGA